GAUAUGCGUUGGGGCACAAACCAGCAGACGGGCAAAUUAUCAAGUAACACUGGUGUUAGAUUUCUGAACUCAGCAUGUCAGCUUGCAUCUAGAGAAAUAAAUGUACAAUUGUAUAAUUAAUAAAAGCGAAUACCGGAUCAUUUCUGUACAAGUGAAGAAGCCGGUUAACUCGAUGUAAAUGUCGUAUUUCCGCUUAAAACCUGCAACACCGGAAGAUGCAGCAUGACCGAGCCAAGGCUGUUGUUUAUAGGUAGGCUACUUAACGACUGCAUUACUUGGGUUUCUUAGGUUCCUUCGUACGAACGAAUGCGCUGCCAGUAAAAUAUAAGAGUUUUAGGGAGCUUUAAAUGAUUGUUUAGUACGUGCGUACCUGUUGUUCUAAGACUCUGUAAUAUUUAUGUUAUUCAAUGUUGUUUUGACAGAUAUUGAACCCAAAUCAAACAACUCUGCUCCUGUUGAGGGCAGAUCUGAGAAACCUCUCUGGACGCGCACUGACAACACCUUCAGAUUUAAUUUCCUCCCUGAUAGCUACACAUCACAUCAAGAGGAAACAUCACCAUCUUCCAGCUCUGAACCAGCAGCCAGUCACAUCUCAUUCACAGGACAGGGCUCUGCUUUUGCUUUCAACUUUAAGAUACCUUCUGAUACACCAGUAGAAAGCAUGGAGACAUUGGAGACUCUUGGCGCAUCAUUACCAGACAGCCAACAGGACAAGUCUCUGUCACUGCAGGAGGUCAGCUCUCCAUCUGAAUCAUCAGGACACUCAAAAGCAAAGAAGAAGAAAAACCGAAAGAAAAAUCCCUCAAAUAGCUCAGAGACGCAGCAGAAGUCCAGUCCAGAGGAGGGGAGUAAAGAGGGCGAGGACACAGAGCUGGUCAGUGUUGAAUGUUGAAGUUAUCUCAGUUAUUUGCAGUUUGUUUGCUAAAUAAAAUGCUGUAUUGUUUCUAGAGUGCAGAGGAGCAACUGAACAGACAGCUCGACUGGUGUAUUGAGCAGCUGGAAUUGGGGAUGAAGUCUCAGAAAGGAACACCGAAACAGAGUAAGAUGUUAAAUAGUGUGCCACAUUGAUAUCAGAAUAAAGUUACUUUGAGGUUUGAAAUACUAACUAUUUUUCCAUGCAGAAGAGGAAGCUUCUCGUGCUCUGAAGACUCUGCGGAGCUCCAAAGCUCCUCUGGUCAAGAAGAGGCAGGUGAUGAGAGCCAUGAUCGGAGAUUAUAGGAAGAAAAUGGAGGAAGAGAAGAGCAAGCAGUACAAACUCAUUCAGAGUGGUGAGUGGGUUCUAGCAAUGUCCAUUCUUUAAAAGAGCCACUUUGACGUGACUGUAAAAAUACUCUUUAUUUAUUUUUACAGAGAUUGCAUCAGCUGGGGUCAAAGUUGUGCCAGAACCUACAAAGAGGAGUGUGUUCCACCGGAAGGCAGAAGUCAAAGCGAAGGAUACGGACGUGAAAGCACAGAGUGAAGAGCAAAUGUCAUCAGCUUUUGUCUUUACGCCUUCAAAGGAGGAGUUUCACUUUAAUUUCUUCUGAUUUGCACAUUCAUGAUAAAGUGUGCUGGACACUGUUGGCACAACCAAACAACUGCAACCAAAAUUAGGGACUGGGCUGGAGGGAAUAAUAACAAAAUACUCUGUAUUUGCUGACUAUCUGUACAAUAUUCUAGAAUAAAAGUUGUUUGUUUUAUCAAAA
Messenger RNA from Xyrichtys novacula (pearly razorfish), 1685 nucleotides. Lineage: Eukaryota; Metazoa; Chordata; Actinopteri; Labriformes; Labridae. The record is from the annotation of a GenBank genome assembly.